Vespula pensylvanica (western yellowjacket) is the source of this 979-nucleotide messenger RNA. RefSeq names its product fatty acyl-CoA reductase wat-like. Gene Ontology annotation, molecular function: alcohol-forming very long-chain fatty acyl-CoA reductase (NADP+) activity. Bases 3 to 791 code for a protein of 262 amino acids. NCBI's taxonomy places the organism in Eukaryota, Metazoa, Arthropoda, Insecta, Hymenoptera, Vespidae. Gene Ontology annotation, cellular component: peroxisome. The transcript is spliced from 6 exons. The record is from RefSeq and is a predicted model, not a curated record. Gene Ontology annotation, biological process: long-chain fatty-acyl-CoA metabolic process.
UAAUGAAUUUAUUAAACGAAAAGUUGCUCGACGACAUUACACCACAGUUAAUUGGAACAUAUCCGAAUACCUAUGUGUUUACGAAAUCAAUUGCCGAGAGUGUGGUAAAAAAGCAUGUCGAUUCGAUACCGAUUGGAAUCUUUCGCCCUGCAAUUGUGGUACCAACGUAUCGAGAACCUGUUCCGGGAUGGAUCGACAACCUGUACGGACCAGUAGGAAUUACAACAAGUGUUCUAAUGGGAUUAAUGCGAAUAUAUUAUUGCGAUGGGUCGGUAAAAGCAAAUUUGGUACCCGCGGAUCUGACUGUCAAUGGUUUAAUUGUUAGUGCCUGGGAUAUUGCAAAUAAUCGAAGAUUUAUAGAAAUGAUGCUGAAGUAUGGAAAAUUGAUACCGUUUAAAAAGGCAAUUUGGUGCCACAGCUUUAAAAUAACAAAAUGUCGGCCAAUCUAUCUUUUCUAUAUAUUCUUUCUACAUUUGCUACCUGCUCUUUUAAUCGAUACGAUCGCAGUAUCUGUGGGUAAACAGCCAAGGUUACUUGGAAUAUAUAAUAAAAUUCACCAAAUGUCGAACGCACUUGGUUAUUUUUCUACGAACGAAUGGAUGUAUAUAAAUAAAAAAUGGAACGGACUGAUGAGAAAGUUAACGUCUGAAGAUCGUAAAUUAUUCUUUUGUGAUAUAAAAGACCUCAUUUGGAGUGAUUAUUUUCCAACAUAUUUUCUAGGAAUAAGAAAAUAUAUCUUAAAGGAUCCCAUUGAAACCCUUCCACAAGCUCUUAUAAAAUGGCAAAGAUAAUGAUAUGAUUAUCGAAUUUUCAAGACUUUAUUGGAUGCAUCAAUCAUUGAAACUUGUGAUCGUUUGCGGCUUUCUUAUCUUCAUAUGGGCUGUGAUUUCCAAAUUUGUGUAAUAUUCGGAUUUUCGUAAAAGAAAUAUAACUAUGAAAGAAGGUGAAGAGAAAAAUAUAAUCGUAAUUUAUGCUUUUG